AUGGCAUUCGAGCUUAUAAAAUAUUGGGCGGUGUUGAUUAUAUUGUUGUUUUCUAGCUUGUCAAAUUGGGUUAGUGGAGAACCGCAAGUUCCAUGUUAUUUCGUUUUUGGGGAUUCCUUAGUCGAUCAUGGCAAUAAUAAUGCCCUUCUCACAUUAGCUAAAGCCAAUUACCCUCCCAAUGGGAUUGAUUUCCCCCGUGGAUCCACAGGGAGGUUUUCAAAUGGUCAAACAUCGGCUGAUAUUACUGCUGAACUUCUAGGUUUUGACGAAUACAUUCCGGCGUUCGCCACUGCAAAUGGAGAGGAGAUACUGAAAGGUGUGAAUUAUGCAUCUGCUGCAGCUGGAAUUCGCAGGGAAAGUGGACAAGAGUUGGGCCGGUUUGGCCCGGUCACACUGGACCGUGCCAAUUUGUUGGCUAGGCCAGACCAUUUGGAAAUAGAAUGGCCCACUGGUGCUCGUUUCUGCCUAGAUGAUCAGCUAAGACAUCAUGAAACUAUAAUAUCAAGUAUUACCAAUUUGCUAGGAAACAAAGACACAACUACAAAAUAUUUGAGCAAGUGCUUAUAUUCAAUGGCAUUGGGCAGCAAUGACUACCUCAACAACUACUUCCUACCAAUUUUGUACCCAACAAGCCUACAAUAUACCUCAGAACAGUAUGCCGAUGUUCUUAUUUAA
Ilex paraguariensis (yerba mate) is the source of this 675-nucleotide messenger RNA. NCBI's taxonomy places the organism in Eukaryota, Viridiplantae, Streptophyta, Magnoliopsida, Aquifoliales, Aquifoliaceae. The record is from the annotation of a GenBank genome assembly.